CAUCUUCUCUUUUCAAUCUGUCGGGGGACACACUCAACAGUCGAAUCUGUCUCUCUCCUUCACACUCGCGACUCCUCUUUGUCCAUCUCUACCGCUCAAAGCCUCCCUCCCGCUAAUCGCUAAUCACACCGUCUCCGCGGUAAACCCUCCUUCUCUCUCCGUCUCCAAACGAUGGAAGACAUUGAUGCUGUCCAAAAACCAGUUGUUGUUGACCCUCCUUUACACAACGAAGCUCCUCCACCGGUGGUCGCCGGCGUAGCUCAGCCGGCGGAGUUUCAUCUCAUUCAGAGGAUUCAAAGAGCUCUUGUGGAACUGCGGGAGUUGAGGAACCAGUUUAAUGCUAUUCUUAGGGAAAUGGAGCUCGAAGUGAGAGGAGGAGGAGGAGGAGAAGAAGAAGAGGAAGCGGAAUCAUCAGUGGAGGAUCCAGAGGACGACGACUCUGACUGAUUCUUAGUUUAAUUAGGAUGUUUUAUGUUUCAAUCCUCUGUCCUGAUGAUUCUUUUGUUCUAGACUCUCUACUCUAGCGUGUGUGUUAGCUUUGUCUCUUUUAAGUCUAGUAGCCUUGUUCCUCUCUUGUUUUUAAACUGAGAAUCUUGGUUCAAAUUCAACCGAACAAACCCAUGUCAAAAGAAGAGCUGCGUUUGAUUGACUCUU
Raphanus sativus (radish) is the source of this 654-nucleotide messenger RNA. RefSeq lists its product as uncharacterized. The transcript has 3 exons. The record is from RefSeq and is a predicted model, not a curated record. NCBI's taxonomy places the organism in Eukaryota, Viridiplantae, Streptophyta, Magnoliopsida, Brassicales, Brassicaceae. Bases 172 to 447 code for a protein of 91 amino acids.